Molecule: messenger RNA, 1678 nt
Organism: Myotis brandtii (Brandt's bat)
Lineage: Eukaryota; Metazoa; Chordata; Mammalia; Chiroptera; Vespertilionidae
Gene: CNEP1R1
Product: CTD nuclear envelope phosphatase 1 regulatory subunit 1
Exons: 5
Cellular component (GO): Nem1-Spo7 phosphatase complex; cytoplasm
Source: RefSeq, a predicted model, not a curated record
GGACGGCAAUCUCUCUGCCUAGAUCUCAAGGCUUUCGAGAGGCGACUCACGGAAUACAUUCAUUGCUUGCAACCUGCCACUGGGCGCUGGAGAAUGCUUCUUAUAGUGGUAUCUGUCUGUACGGCUACUGGUGCCUGGAACUGGUUAAUAGACCCCGAGACACAAAAGGUGUCCUUCCUCACGUCCUUGUGGAAUCACCCGUUUUUCACCAUCAGCUGCAUCACUCUGAUAGGCCUGUUCUUUGCUGGGAUUCACAAGAGAGUCGUCGCUCCCUCCAUUAUCGCCGCGCGGUGUCGAACUAUAUUGGCAGAAUACAACAUGUCUUGUGAUGACACAGGAAAACUGAUUCUGAAACCCAGGCCUCAUGUUCAGUGACAGUCUGCAGUCACUGUGCCGGGACCUACAGCAGCCUUUCUUCGGAGAAGCGGCACAGAGCCAUCGGGGUUCCCGUGCCGUUGGAUGUGGACGGUCAGAGCGACAGCCGACAGGACGUGUGCAAUAUUUACCCAGAGAGCUUGACGGUGGGACUCCCAGGAGCAGCGCUGGUACCGCGGGCUGUUUGCGUAUCAGUAUUAGUGUCACUUUAGUACUUCAGAUCCUGCAGCGGUUGCUGCAGGUGAAGUAUGUGUGUAUGUUACUAAGUUAAACUUAGAAACAGAACCUCAUCCAGUUUUUAUAAUGUAUUUUUGCAAACUACUGUAAAUAGCAAAUCAAUGCCAAUGUCAAAGAGGAGAGCGUCAUGUGGACUUGGUUCUCCUGCACCAGUAUUUCAGGAACGCCAGCUUGCCGGCUCCACGGCUCUUUAAAACCUACUGUGAGUGUAGCGGUGCCUGUCCUUCCACUCCUCUCAGUCAGAAUGCGGGGAAACCACCGAGUUGGGCUUGGACUGAUGAGGAAAACUCAUCUUCAUUAUGUUGCAAGAAAUCACAGAUGUUUUGAGAAACAAUUUUUGUUAAACCAGAUAGUGAACUUCAGCCACUAUUGGGGAGAUAUUUUCCUAUUCCUUGUUUUCAUUUAAUGCUAAAUUUACUUUAUAUUUUAGAAAUAAUUUUAAGAACACUCCAGAGGCUUCUGAAAAUACCAGUUUAGUUAUAAAUUAUGUAUUGUCUGGGAAUUUGAUGGUUAUUGUUUUAGAUAAUUGGGAUUUUAUGCUGUGGUCAGCGUGCCGUUGCACUAGGAUUGCACAGUGUCCUUGAUCAUCCACUCCGUCACAGGAGAACUGGGGGCGGUGCCACCAACGAGAGUACAAUUCUCACUGUUUAGAGAGUGUUAUUGACAUACUGUGUAUGCAUAUUAGCCACAUGUACUAUAUAACCUAGAAUUAAAGUAUUGGGAUUGCUGUAAAUAUUUUAAAAACUGGACGUGCCUUUUACCUGUUUAUUAGAAGAUUUUGAGAAGGUUUAAAUUAUUUCAAGAGCAAUCUUUUAAAUUUCAUUUGACAUAAAGCUGUAAAUUCAGUAAUAGGACAAAAACUUUUUAACCAGGCUACCAUUUCAUGAAACGUGUUCAUCCUGGCUUUCACGUGCAUCAGGUUUUAUUCUUUGAACUGUAGCAAUAAAACCCUCUGCUCCUAAGAAGUCUUAAGAGGGUAUUCUCUGUAUUCUGCGUUGUUUUAUUUUCUGUAAAUUUUGUAGGUAAAUAUGUGCAUAAAAAUAAAGACUUUAUAUAUAAUCGGUGA